Messenger RNA from Strongylus vulgaris, 222 nucleotides. The record is from the annotation of a GenBank genome assembly. Lineage: Eukaryota; Metazoa; Nematoda; Chromadorea; Rhabditida; Strongylidae.
AUGUACACACCAUCUUUGAGACGAGAGGUCGCUACAGAAACGGGAUCAAAAUUGGCAUCUAAAUGGGGUACAGGCUUUAUUGAGACGAGCGCAAAGAACAAUGACAACAUCACAGAGCUAUUCCAACAACUGUUAGCACUCGAAAAGAAGCGUACAUUGGCGUUGACCAUGGAGGAUCCUGAGGGGAAAGGUGCAAAACGUAAAGGGUGCUUGAUCAUGUAG